AUGGACAACCGAUCGAACUCGUUGAUAUGUUCUGUUACCUGGACUGUACUGAACACCAACGGCAGCUGCAGGAUAUGGAAUAGCGACGAAUGGAUUGAUUCUGUGCAAGCUCUCGCUGAAGAUCGAGAAAGUUGGGCAGAGCUAUUUUCAGGGACGGCACACCUCGGCGAAGAUGUGAGUGAUCGCGUCAGGCUUAGCUUAGCCAUGACAUUAACCCGCCGAUUGAGUAAAGAUUUCGACAAGCCGCUUGCGGGAGAGUAUAAAGCCGUGUUCUACUCAUCUGAUGGAGAGAACUCUGCGACCUUCAAUGUUACAACCGGAAAUGCUCCUGAUUUCCACGACAAACCUCAUAUUGUUCAAAGGGACAAUGGAAAUGUGAUAGUAAUCAAAGUCCGGGCAAAGUCUCAUCUAGAAAUGAAGGCUGAGUGGUUUAAAGACGAUAAACCCGUAAAAUAUUCGGACCGCAUCAAAUCGGUUGUCAAAAAGGAUGAUAAGGACAAAGACGGCUUCCAGUUCCUACUGGAAAUCUACGGUCCACAGAAGGAAGAUGAGGCUAAAUACAAAUGUGUUGUGAAAAAUGCUGAGGGUCAAAAUCAGCAAUCUUUGAACCUUGUCUUCGACUAA
Messenger RNA from Necator americanus (New World hookworm), 624 nucleotides. RefSeq lists its product as uncharacterized. The coding region runs from base 1 to 624 and encodes 207 amino acids. Lineage: Eukaryota; Metazoa; Nematoda; Chromadorea; Rhabditida; Ancylostomatidae. The record is from RefSeq and is a predicted model, not a curated record. The transcript is spliced from 6 exons.